CCGCUGGGAGCGGGGGCCGAGAAAGUUUGGGUCCGGAUACUGCCGAGGGAGGCGUGGAGGCUAUCAAUUAGAUGUUGAUAUGUAAAGCAAAAUGGCAAAAAUCAACACCCAGCACUCUUACCCUGGCAUGCAUGGACUGUCUGUCAGAACUACUGAUGAAGAUAUUGAAAGGAUUGAAAAUGGCUUUAUCAGAACCCAUUCACUGUGCGAGGAUACAUCUUCAGAGCUGCAGAGAGUCAUUUCUAUGGAGGGAAGACAUCUAUCUGGAUCACAAGCGAGCCCAUUCACAGGCAGGGGAGCAAUGGCAAGGCUGUCACGAUUUGUUGUAUCUCUGAGGUCGUGGGCCACAAGACAUCUACACCAUGAAGACCAAAGGCCUGAUUCUUUCCUAGAGCGUAUCCGAGGGCCAGAGCUUGUAGAGGUGUCCAGCAGGCAAAGUAACAUCCGCUCCUUCCUGGGCAUCCGUGAACAGCCUGGGGGAGUAAACAGUCCGUGGCCCUUGGCCAGGUUUAAUGUCAACUUUAGCAACAACACCAAUGAAGACAAAAAGGAAGAAAAGAAAGAGGUUAAAGAGGAAAAGAAAGAGGAAAAGAAGGAGGAAAAGAAGGAGGAAAAGAAAGAGGAAAAGAAAGAUGAUAAAAAAGAUGACAAAAAAAAGGAAGAGCAGAAGAAAGAGGUCUUUGUGAUUGAUCCUUCAAGCAAUAUGUAUUACAACUGGCUGACCAUCAUCGCAGCACCUGUAUUCUAUAACUGGUGUAUGCUUAUAUGCAGAGCCUGCUUUGAUGAGCUACAAGUUGAUCAUAUCAAAUUGUGGCUGUUCCUGGACUAUUGCUCUGAUAUCAUCUAUGUUUUCGACAUGUUUGUCAGAUUCAGGACAGGCUUCCUUGAGCAAGGCUUGCUGGUAAAGGACGAAAAGAAGUUACGAGAUAAUUACACCCAAACUGUGCAGUUCAAGCUGGACGUGCUGUCUCUUCUGCCAACAGACCUGGCGUAUCUGAAGCUGGGUUUGAACUACCCUGAGCUGCGAUUUAACCGCUUGCUGAGGAUUGCCCGCCUGUUUGAAUUUUUUGACCGCACAGAAACCAGGACAAAUUAUCCAAACAUGUUUCGUAUUGGAAAUCUUGUCUUGUACAUUCUCAUCAUCAUCCACUGGAACGCGUGUAUAUACUUUGCAAUUUCAAAGGUAAUUGGCUUCGGAACCGACACUUGGGUCUACCCCAAUGUUUCCAUCCCGGAGUAUGGGCGCCUGUCGAGGAAGUACAUUUACAGCCUGUACUGGUCAACGCUGACGCUGACAACCAUCGGGGAAACUCCUCCGCCUGUGAAGGACGAGGAGUAUCUCUUUGUGGUCAUUGACUUCCUGGUGGGAGUCUUGAUCUUCGCUACCAUCGUCGGUAACGUGGGCUCCAUGAUUUCCAACAUGAAUGCCUCCAGGGCGGAGUUCCAGGCCAAAGUCGAUUCCAUCAAGCAGUACAUGCAUUUCCGAAAAGUAACGAAGGAUUUGGAAGCCAGGGUUAUUAAGUGGUUUGAUUACCUCUGGACCAAUAAGAAAACAGUGGAUGAAAAGGAAGUUCUCAAAAAUCUGCCCGACAAGCUGAAAGCUGAAAUUGCCAUCAAUGUCCACUUGGACACACUGAAGAAAGUGCGUAUAUUCCAGGAUUGUGAAGCUGGACUGCUCAUCGAGCUGGUGCUGAAACUGAAACCUACUGUCUUCAGUCCUGGGGACUACAUAUGCAAGAAGGGAGAUAUUGGGAGGGAAAUGUACAUUAUAAAGGAGGGAAAGUUGGCAGUGGUGGCAGAUGAUGGUAUAACCCAAUUUGUAGUCCUGAGCGAUGGCAGCUACUUUGGUGAAAUCAGCAUCCUCAACAUCAAAGGCAGCAAAUCGGGCAACAGGAGGACAGCCAACAUAAGGAGUAUCGGUUAUUCGGAUUUGUUCUGCUUGUCUAAAGAUGAUUUAAUGGAAGCCCUCACAGAAUACCCAGAAGCCAAAAAGGCUCUGGAAGAGAAGGGCCGACAAAUUCUGAUGAAAGACAAUUUAAUAGAUGAGGAAGCAGCAAAAGCAGGAGCUGAUCCAAAAGACUUGGAAGAAAAAAUAGACAGGCUUGAAACAGCCCUGGAUACACUGCAGACGAGGUUUGCGAGGCUCUUGGCGGAGUACAGCUCUUCUCAACAAAAAGUUAAGCAGAGACUUGCCAGAGUAGAAACCAGAGUGAGAAAAUACGGUAGUGGCACGUUAUCCGUUGGAGAAGAAGAGCCUGAAAAACCCGAGGAGCAGAAAAAGGACUGA
Molecule: messenger RNA, 2287 nt
Organism: Centrocercus urophasianus (Greater sage-grouse)
Lineage: Eukaryota; Metazoa; Chordata; Aves; Galliformes; Phasianidae
Gene: CNGA3
Product: cyclic nucleotide gated channel subunit alpha 3
Exons: 9
Coding region: 92-2287 (731 amino acids)
Biological process (GO): monoatomic cation transmembrane transport
Cellular component (GO): plasma membrane; intracellular cyclic nucleotide activated cation channel complex
Molecular function (GO): protein-containing complex binding; intracellularly cGMP-activated cation channel activity; intracellularly cAMP-activated cation channel activity
Source: RefSeq, a predicted model, not a curated record